AUGAAGAAAGUUAAGCGACAGCUGUAUCAUUUGCAAGUACCAUAGUAGACAGUUCUAGUUUUUUUUUAGACUCGACGUACGACUUAAUUGGCGGGGUUGUGGCCUAUAUAUAGAAUACUUAGAUUUAAUAAAAAAUAUUAUUCAGUUUUGAGUGAUCGGCGAAACGACAGCAAAAUGAAGUCUGUGGUACUUAUAACCAGCACCCUCAUCAUGGCGGUAGUUUGUGAAAAACUCACCGAAAAAUCCGACGUCAUCGAAGGCAAAGUCGACAAGAAAGGUGUCAAACGUGGACUCUACGGAUUAGGCUACGGUUACGAGGGAGGUUUCGAAUACGGAACCUUAGGAGGCUACGGUCUCGGCAGCACUAUCGGCUCCCAUUAUCCCACCUACUUACACAACAGCUAUCCUCACUAUCCCUCAGCUUAUUCUUACCCAUCGGCUUACUCUUACCCAACAGCUGUUCACACCACCAUUACAAAACACGUCCCAGUAGCAGUUCCUCAUCCUGUCCCAGUGACUGUUGAAAAACACGUACCUUACCCAGUAGCUGCCCCAUACCCAGUCGAGGUUCCAAGACCGUACCCCGUAGAAGUACCUAAACCAGUGCCAGUGGCCAUUGAAAAACCGUACCCAGUUCCAGUAGAUAGACCUUAUCCAGUAGCUGUACCUCAUCCUGUGCCUGUACCUGUGUACAAACAUGUAGGAGUACCUUACGCAGUCCCUGUAGCUAAACCAGUCGCUGUGCCGAUCUUUGGUAAACAAAUCUACGCUCAUGAUUGGUGAACCAUGCGUACAUCUGUGUAACAAAUAGUCAACUUGAAAGGAAUAGUCGACAACGAUGUGUGUGUUUUCAAACGUUCCACUAUCUAUGAUAAUAAUUUAUGGUGCCAUCGCGUCUAUUUUAUACAUUUUUCUCAUUCGUGUCAUGUAAUUUAUAAUUCGUUACCUAUUUCGAAUAAUUCAUUUUUUUCAUCAUGUAUUUUGUAUUUAAUUUUUUUUUCUCUUUUUCUACGUAAGAAAUUCUCUUUUUUAAUAAAAUAUUUAUAAGAAAA
Messenger RNA from Planococcus citri (citrus mealybug), 1052 nucleotides. RefSeq lists its product as uncharacterized. The coding region runs from base 175 to 783 and encodes 202 amino acids. Lineage: Eukaryota; Metazoa; Arthropoda; Insecta; Hemiptera; Pseudococcidae. The transcript is spliced from 3 exons. The record is from RefSeq and is a predicted model, not a curated record.